AUGCCGUUGGAUCUGUCAUUAUACCUGGUCACGGACUCGACCCCUGCCAUCCUCAAGGGCCGUGAUCUAUGCACCGUGGUGGAAGAGGCCCUCAAAGGAGGUGUGACGGUGGUUCAGUACAGAGAGAAAACGAGCGACACCGGGGAACAGGUGCAGACGGCUAGAAAGCUGCACCAGAUUACUCAGAAGUAUGGGGUGCCUUUGCUGAUCAACGAUCGAGUGGAUGUUGCUCUUGCCGCGGGAGCUGAAGGAGUUCACCUUGGCCAGGAUGAUAUGACUAUCCAAGAGGCCAAGAAACUAUUGCCUAAAGAUGCCAUCAUUGGUAUCAGCGCAGGUAACAUCGAGGAAGCCCAAAAAGCCGUUGAUGCUGGCGCCGAUUAUCUCGGAAUAGGAGCGAUGUUCGCGACUCCCACGAAAACCAAUACCAAACAAAUUCUUGGAACGACUGGCACCCAGACUAUCCUAAACGCCAUUGCAGACUCUGGCCGCUCUGUCGGAACCGUUUCCAUUGGCGGCAUCAACCUGUCUAAUGUGCAACGAGUCUUCUACCAGUCCAAGUCCCCUAAGAAGGGAUUGGAUGGUGUUGCCAUUGUCAGCGCUAUCAUGGCGGCAGACGACCCUAAAGCUGCCGCCGAGGCCUUCGUUGACCACAUUGCUACUCCACCACCCUUCGUGCGUGGGCCGGCACCUCAGGCUCGGGAGGUCUCUUCUCUGGUUGAAGAUGUGCCACACAUCGUCCAGAAGGUUGUUCAGGCUCAUCCCUUAGUACACAACAUGAUCAACUUUGUUGUAGCAAACUUCGUGGCCAAUGUUGCUCUUUCGAUGGGCGCAUCACCGAUCAUGUCGCCCUACGGCGAUGAAGCCGUCGAUCUCGCUCAGUUCGACGGCGCUUUGCUCAUCAACAUGGGGACCCUGACCAGCGAGAGUGUUCCCAACUAUCUCAAGGCUAUCAAGGCCUACAACUCCCGCGGCAACCCUGUCGUCUAUGACCCCGUCGGAGCAGCUGCCACCCACAUCCGACGCGGAGCUGUUAAGCAGCUCAUGGCAGGCGGAUACUUUGAUCUCAUCAAAGGAAACGAAGGAGAGAUUAGACAGGUCUAUGGAAGCAGUGGCGUGACACAGCGGGGCGUCGACAGCGGACCAAGCAACCUUGAUAGCCAAGCGAAGGCUACGUUGGCUCGGGAUUUGGCCCGGAGAGAGCAUAAUGUCGUUCUUCUUACCGGCGCUGUCGACUAUCUCAGCGACGGAGAGCGAGUGCUUGCGGUUGAGAACGGACACGAGCUGCUUGGACAAGUCACGGGAACUGGCUGCGCUGUCGGCACCGUCUCCGGCUGCUUCCUAACCACCCACCCAACUGACAAACUACUCGCUGUCCUCUCCGGUAUUCUGAUGUACGAGAUCGCAGCCGAGAACGCAGGCUCCAAGGAACACGUUCGCGGACCCGGAAGCUUCGUGCCUGCAUUCCUCGACGAGCUGUAUGCCAUCCGCCAGGCCGCUCUGAAGGGCGACCGUAGCUGGAUUGCUGGGCGGACUAAGGUGCGAGAAAUCAUUUUGUAG
Molecule: messenger RNA, 1557 nt
Organism: Aspergillus melleus
Lineage: Eukaryota; Fungi; Ascomycota; Eurotiomycetes; Eurotiales; Aspergillaceae
Gene: THI6
Product: bifunctional hydroxyethylthiazole kinase/thiamine-phosphate diphosphorylase
Exons: 7
Coding region: 1-1557 (518 amino acids)
Biological process (GO): thiamine biosynthetic process
Cellular component (GO): cytoplasm
Molecular function (GO): thiamine-phosphate diphosphorylase activity; magnesium ion binding; hydroxyethylthiazole kinase activity
Source: RefSeq, a predicted model, not a curated record